AUGCUACAUAUACGAACUACAGGUAGAUGUGCGUUACAAUUCAUUAUUACCAUAGUAAGCGGUACACAGGCUGAUCGGCAAUCAUCUGGACUGGGGACUUUCCUGAUCAAUGCUACCAAGAUCGUUGGUCGUCAUGCUGAUGCGAAAAAACUCAUGUGCACAGUAUUGAAAAUAAAUCGCCGUGCAGUAUCAUUUUAUCGCAACAAAUGUGGAUUUGUAGAUGAUGAAAGCGACCCUAGCUCCGUUGAUUUCGAGAAUAGAGAGAAACAUAUCUAUCACAUCCUAAAACUCGAACUGGACCCACCGUCGACAUCGAACCAUGACGCAAACGAAACCGACCCAGAGACAUCAGAGAGCUGA
Messenger RNA from Babesia sp. Xinjiang, 360 nucleotides. RefSeq lists its product as uncharacterized. Lineage: Eukaryota; Apicomplexa; Aconoidasida; Piroplasmida; Babesiidae. The record is from RefSeq and is a predicted model, not a curated record. Bases 1 to 360 code for a protein of 119 amino acids. Gene Ontology annotation, cellular component: nucleus. Gene Ontology annotation, molecular function: histone H4 acetyltransferase activity; histone H2A acetyltransferase activity; protein N-terminal-serine acetyltransferase activity. The transcript has a single exon.